This is a messenger RNA of Striga asiatica, 696 nucleotides long. The record is from the annotation of a GenBank genome assembly. Lineage: Eukaryota; Viridiplantae; Streptophyta; Magnoliopsida; Lamiales; Orobanchaceae.
UUGCCCACCGCCACCCGCCCCGUCGCCCGUCGCACCGUCGCUGGCACAGACACUGCCACUACCAGCCCCUCUGCAACGAGUCCGUCGCCGGAAUCCUCCUGGCCGCCUCAGCCGCCGUCCAAAAAACCCGAUAUAUUUUCUCGUAAUGAACUCUGCCUCCGAUCUCCAUUUCUGCCGCAACUUCUCAGCCCGAAACUAGCGGCCUUGACUGAACCGUGUCUAUAUCCUGAGACCGAAUUCAGGGGUCAUGGUAUGUCGGAGGUGCUGAAACAACGUCGGGAAACGGCGGGUUUCGGAGUCCGAGACGGGGAAGAUCAGAGGAGGAGCUGGCUGCCUCGUCGGAAUGAAGAACGGAAUGGGCAUCUUGCUCGGCUUGUAUUUUUUUUUUGUUCCCUGGUCGAUCCUCAACCUCCGACAGCUGCUGGUUCGCGUAGAGGAAGGUCGGACAGCGUUAUGAUGGCAGCGUCAGAGGCUAGCGGUGGCGGUGGCCGACCGUCGUGUGGUAGACAGCUGCAUGCACACCACGCCACCAUGAAAUUAGAUUUGAAAUCACUUGAUGGUGGUGAGAAGAAAUUGAAAUUGCUAUUAAAAUCACUCGACGGUGAUGAGAAGAAAUUGGAAUUGCUCGACAAAGGUCUGAUUUGUGCUCAGGCAUCUAACCACAUCCAACAAGAGGCCAUAGCAUGUCAGAUCUGA